AUGGAGUUGCAGUCCAAAUGCUGCCACGAUAAAGCGGUCCUGUUGUACGAAUACGUGGGAAAGAGGGUUGUAGAUCUCCAGCACACUGAGGUCCCAGAUACCUACAGGGGCAGAGGAAUCGCAAAACACCUGGCCAAGGCUGCCUUGGAUUUUGUGGUGGAGGAAGAUUUGAAAGCUCACCUGACAUGUUGGUAUAUCCAGAAAUACGUCAAGGAGAAUCCGCUGCCCCAGUAUCUGGAACGUUUACAGUCUUAA
Protobothrops mucrosquamatus (brown spotted pit viper) is the source of this 255-nucleotide messenger RNA. RefSeq names its product N-acetyltransferase domain containing 1 (gene NATD1). Bases 1 to 255 code for a protein of 84 amino acids. The transcript is spliced from 3 exons. The record is from RefSeq and is a predicted model, not a curated record. Lineage: Eukaryota; Metazoa; Chordata; Lepidosauria; Squamata; Viperidae.